UAUGGUGGAUGAAGUCGACGGUGUGUGUCAGUCGAGCUGUCGUUGUCAGCUGUUCCGUGUUUUCAUCUACGUCACACGUUUCUGCCUCUUUAUCAAGAUGUCCUACGCUUAUUUAUUCAAGUAUAUCAUUAUUGGAGACACUGGUGUGGGAAAGUCAUGCCUUUUGCUGCAGUUUACAGACAAAAGAUUUCAACCUGUCCAUGAUCUAACAAUUGGAGUCGAGUUUGGUGCACGCAUGAUCACGAUUGACAAUAAACAGAUCAAGCUUCAGAUAUGGGACACAGCUGGCCAGGAAGCAUUCCGAUCUAUCACCCGAUCCUAUUACCGAGGUGCGGCUGGGGCACUCUUAGUUUAUGACAUCACUAGGCGAGAAACCUUUAACCACCUCACGCAGUGGCUGGAGGAUGCCCGUCAACACUCAAACUCCAACAUGGUCAUUAUGCUCAUUGGUAACAAAAGUGAUUUGGACUCUCGGCGAGAAGUAAAACGAGAGGAAGGUGAAGCUUUUGCUCGAGAACAUGGUUUAGUGUUUAUGGAAACUUCUGCUAAAACAGCAGCAAAUGUUGAAGAGGCUUUCAUUAACACAGCUCGGGAAAUUUAUGAAAAGAUACAAGAAGGAGUCUUCGAUGUUCAUAAUGAGGCUAAUGGCAUAAAGAUUGGACCUCAACAUUCUCCAAGUGGAGCUGGUCUAACUGGAAAUCAAGGAGCAGCUGGUGGACAAGGUGGUGGUUGUUGCUAAUCUCUCUCACUUGUGAGACUACAUGAUUGAUAAUCAUGAGGUUGAUGAGAGUGAUCUAUCAAUGGAGAAAACAGACUUGGAUUUAUUUUGGAUGACUAUGAGCUCUCGGCACUUGCACCAAUGUAUCACUUUGAGGCUGACGAGCAUAACUUGCCGAGAAAAUGAUAUUGGCCAGUGAUUUAAAUCAGAUGAUAGGCAUGUGUUAAGUCUGAACAGCAUAACAAGGAAUUGACCAAAAUUGAAUUGAAUUGAUUUUAUACUCAUCACUAUCAUGCCAAGCCCAGAUGUGGUGGUCUAUUGCACUGUAAGGAUAGGGGAGUUGUGCGUGGAGUAUGUGAAAAUAAUGUAUAUUGAUGUAUAUUUUGAUUGAAAGGAGUGUGUGUUUUGCAGUUGAUUUUCCCAUUAACUAAAAGUGUUUAGCUUCCAAUUACACUAAAAUGUAUCUCAGAAUACAGAUUUACGGAUAAAUCACAGGCACAGGAAUUAUAAAUAUCAGGUCAUUGAAGAGAAAAAAAUCUGCAACUAAUGCUUAGAGUUGACUUCAGGCUUUGCCAUCACAGCAUAUACCAGUUGUAUAUGAUGGCAGAUUUGUAUAUGGUGCACAGGAGUAGCAGUUAUGAAUUUUAAAAAGAAUUAACAUAAAUAUCUGGUACAUAUUUUUUUAAUACUUGCAAUUAGCCUCAAACACUUACGUCAAAUACAUUAUAUAGCUUUAUUAUAGGAUUAUGAAAUGCUUUUUUAAGUUUAACAUUUAUUAACUAGUCUUCUAUAAAUAUUAGGUUACCAAAGUCUCGGCUAUGGAUUAUAAUCUGGGACGAGUGGUACCUCCAGUAUUGUAACCUGCAUGUUUCCAGCUGUUACUGUGGUACUGGGGCCCAGCUUCUUGGUUAGCUUGUUUAGAAUGUUUAGCUCAUAUUGGCUAAUACCUUUGUGUGGCAUAGAGAAUCAAAGGAUUUUGGAUUACAUUUCCAUUCAUUCUCUAUUGAUGUUAGACCAAGGACCUCUUAUACUGUUUCAGCUAGCUUAAUUAUGACCCUUCAAAAUAUCUGAUUUCUGCAAAAAUAUACAUAUAUAUAGUUAUUUCUUGAGAAAUACUAGGGAUGUUAGGGUGAUCAAAAGUGUUGGUGUUAAUAAAAUGGCAAUGUUUUCUGAUAACGUUUGACUUGGCUUUUGUGUGAUAGUUCUAUACCUGGUGUGUAUGGUUUAAGUUUAGUUGCAUGGAAUUCCCUUAGUGGACCUGGAGUAUUUUUCUAAUUUUCUUUGUAUUAAAAAAAAAAAUACUGAAUUUGCCAGUUUCAAUCUUGAUAAAGCGGCAUUAGGCGUUCAAGGCAAGUAUUAUGGUAGUUGCCUAUAAAUCCCAGUUUUAUUUACUAUCAGAAUAUUAUGUGACAGCAGCUACUGAUGUGUAGGCCUCAAUAAAGCAAGGAAUAUUCCUGAAUCAAGGGUAAGCUUGACUACAAUGUUAGCGCAUUUGUCUCAUGAAUUUUAUAUGCCAGUUAUUAUUUAUAAUAACCAUAAUGCUUGCUGACUGCAUAAUUGGGUCAUUACUUUUAUUGUUCACUGUUCAACAUGUCCUAAAUUAAUAAAUUUAUAAUAAAUUUAGUUAAACUUUACUUUCAAAAUCAAGGAAUUUUUUUUAUACAUAUAGUGAUCUGGAUGAAUAGUUUAAUACUAUGUAUUCUUCCCCUAAAGGUGAAGACUAUCGAGAUGACUUUUAAAAAUAACAGUAAAUGAAUCACAAGCUAUAGGUGUAUAUACUUUGCUUAGUUAGCUGAAAUUCACAUUUCAGUGCAGAAGGCAAUGAGGCUUUUUUUUUUUUUGUUGUUGUUGGAAUUUCUAAAUUUGUAUUUUAAACACAUUAGUGGUAUAAACAUUCCAGAAGCCAGACAAAGCUCCUCUGCCCUAAAAUUUAAGUCAGUAAUGAAGUUGCAUAAAUGAUUUUGUAUUUAGAUUUUUCAAUGAAGGUAACUGAAAUACCUGUAUGCUCAAUGGAGAUGACAUGUAUGACGUGUUUGUUAGACUUGGCUCCAGUUAAUCCCAAUACAACAACUUACUAUGGUUAAGUGACUUUAAAUUUUUUAUAAAUAAAACCUAAACCAAAAAUACUGGUUUACUUAAUUUAGUUUUGUUUUUAUUAUUUGCUCUUUGUCAAUAGUUAGUUCAGCUAUUUGUUUCUGGUUUUCAUCAAAUCAUCCAUGAACAAAGUGUGUGUGUGAAAGUAUUUUUGUUAUUCAAACAGUAAUAAGUAGGGUGGGCCUUUUGUAUCUAAUGUGACAUCUAUUCUCUUUAAACUUAAAAAAACCAAAGCAAACAAUAGGUACAAUAUGUACAGUAUAUUGAAGAUACUAGAAAUGCAAACAUUUUGCUGGUCUUUAAUGGCAGGUAUCUAGUACAGUACUUAAGUUUUGAAUGACAAUUCAUGACUUCAUGCAAUAUUAAGCUUUGUCCUAAUUAGACCAUGCUUAUAAAACUACUUUUUACAUAGUGUAACUACUACAAUUUGAACUUUGGCCAUUGAAGACCAGUGUGUAAUGCACGAGUGUGAUAGCGGAUCCUACCUUGAUUUUUACCCUUGAAUUUGUCUGCAAAUUAUCACCCAACUCAGCUAGACAGUAGAAUAUUGCAGUAAUCUUCACAUGAUCUGAUAGAAGUUGUCAUAGUAUGGUGUCAGUUUAUUAUGUGAAGAUAAAUGUUUCAAAUGAACCAGGGUCUAGGGAUUAUAAGCCUUUUAUUUAUUUAAAAGAUGAGAAUCAUACUAUCCCUAUACUUUCAAGCCCAUUUAUUGUAAGACACUAGUAAAAGUGGGUAAAGGACCAUUAUUGGGCUGUAUAAGGCAGCUGCAUAGACUUCCAUCUGCUGUGUAUGAAUGCUUUCAUCUGGUCCAUUAUCAGGAAGCAAGAGGAACCAGUCACUAACAGUUAUGUACCCUGAUCACAACAUCCUCCCAGUGUAUCCCACAGGACAAUCUUGGAUGGCAUGUCAUGCAACUUGCAUUGAUCUGGUAUCACAGUUGGCUACACUUGUGUAAGACUAUGUUUAUUAAACAUUAAAAAGCUAAUUUAUAUUUUAGUGAAACCCAAAAAUUAUUUUUUUUUUUUUUUUUUUUUUUUUUGAGGGAGAGGGGGGGGGGUGCCAUGGAGUCUUGACCAUUCCCAUCCCAUGGUAAUUUAAAUCCAGUACUGGCUUUGCCUUAUCCUCAGUAGUUAUAGGACAGUUGAAUUUUGCUGGGUCCCCUGUCACGUGCUGAUUUUAAUGAUUAGCACUUAAGGAGGCAGCAGUUUGUGUAUAUCCCUCUUCUAAAAGCAUCUUCCUUACUCAGUUUCUACUAUUUAUUCACACUACGACCUUUGGGGUGAUAGUUUGAGUGUUACGAAUAACAAAGUUACAUGGUAUUGAAUGUAGCCUUCUCCUAUGCCUUCUUCCUACUACUGUACUAUAAUUAGGAAAUGGCUCUGACAAGGUAACGCAUUAGCCACACACACUUAACUCAUUGGCACUUGAUAAAAUGCAGAUCUAUGUUCCAUUGUUUGAAUUGCAUUAUCCUACUUAGUCAUGAUUUUUAGGAUCACAAAUCUUGCUUUCUCAAUGACACAGUUGCUUGUCCUUUAAUAAAAUCUUUCGUGAGCAAUACUUUUGAUAUCGCUCAUAUGUCCUUUUAUACUUGUAUUAGCACCUCGAAUGAUAAUUAGGACUAUUAUACAGUAUACUGUAAUAGUAAUUCUAUAUACUUUUCUAUUUAUACUGUUCUGCACCACAAACGGUGCUAAAUAGUCUUCCAGGCUUGGUACCAUACCAUCUUGAUAAUUACUUACAUACAAUUAAUAUUUAACGAGAGUAGUUUAUGAAGCAACUCUUCCGACUUAUGGUGUAAAGUUAGAAAGACCUUGGUUAGUGUUGAUCUAACCUAUCUUUUUUGUUAUGUACAGUAUAUUCAUGUACUGUAUUUCUUGCUUCCCUUCAUCUGGAAGUAGAGGUGUCCAGUAAGCUGAAACAAUACGCUGCCUUAGUGAAGUAUGGGUGAACCAAUUAACUGGUCUUGUUCGUCAACCUAAGGUUAAGUGUGUGGCAGGGAGAGUCGGCACAAUUGCAGGCCCCUCGUGUUCUUUCCAACAUCAAUGGUAACCUAUGAAUAAUAUCCCUGGGGGUUGUGCACUGCAUGUACCCUCUUUUUUUUUAUCAUUUAUCAUAUUUUGAGGUGGAUGGGAAUAUUUGGAAGUAUUUUAUUUACGUAUAUUUAUCUUCACUCGGAGAACUUGUGAUGUGUGAACAGGUCCAAAAGUGUUGUGUCCAUGGGAGUUCUGCUCCUCCCUUACACCAGGAGUGUGUGGUCCAACAACUGCUGCAGUUAUGCGAAGGAAUAUAUAUCCCUCAUGCUUGUGCUAGAAAUUUGGUCAUGGUAUUUUAGUUUGAGGGAAUAAAGUGGUCAUUUGACAUGUAUUUAUGAUGAACAUCAAUCCAACUGCUGCUGAUAUUUCUAAAUAAAUGGUAUAGGCCUAA
Molecule: messenger RNA, 5236 nt
Organism: Procambarus clarkii (red swamp crayfish)
Lineage: Eukaryota; Metazoa; Arthropoda; Malacostraca; Decapoda; Cambaridae
Product: RAS oncogene family member Rab2
Biological process (GO): vesicle-mediated transport
Cellular component (GO): Golgi apparatus
Molecular function (GO): GTPase activity; GTP binding
Source: RefSeq, a predicted model, not a curated record